This is a messenger RNA of Penicillium macrosclerotiorum, 2145 nucleotides long. Its product is annotated as WD repeat NOL10/ENP2 family protein. Gene Ontology annotation, cellular component: nucleus; nucleolus; small-subunit processome. The record is from RefSeq and is a predicted model, not a curated record. Gene Ontology annotation, biological process: maturation of SSU-rRNA from tricistronic rRNA transcript (SSU-rRNA, 5.8S rRNA, LSU-rRNA). Bases 1 to 2145 code for a protein of 714 amino acids. NCBI's taxonomy places the organism in Eukaryota, Fungi, Ascomycota, Eurotiomycetes, Eurotiales, Aspergillaceae. The transcript is spliced from 2 exons. Gene Ontology annotation, molecular function: protein binding.
AUGAAGUUGUCCAACCAAUCCGAGGUACCGGUGUACACCAUCUCGGGAUCAAACACUGCUCGGCCUUUACCUGAGUGGCUGGCUCGACGGCGAAAGCGCAGCUUGAAAGAUGACCCGGAGUAUGCCAAUCGUGUCGAGCUCUUACAAGACUUCGAGUUCGAGGAAGCGAGUCAAUGUGUGCGAGUCAGCGACGAUGGUGAAUGGGUUAUGAGUACUGGAACCUACAAACCCCAAAUCCAUACUCACUACCUCCCACAACUGUCUCUUUCCUGGGCUCGGCAUACAGUAGCCCUCAACACAACCUUUCUUCUUCUAUCUUCCGACUACUCAAAAUCCCUACAUCUCCAAUCCGACCGUUCUCUUGAAUUUCACACCCCGCAGGGAUGCCACUACACCACUCGACUUCCUAGAUAUGGCCGUGAUCUUAUCUAUGACCGCCAGUCGACCGAAGCGCUGAUCCCUGCAGUUGGUGUUAACCAAGACGGCCUUGGUGAAGUGUUCCGUUUAAAUUUGGAGAUGGGAAGAUACAUGCGGUCUUUCGAAGUUGAUGUUGGAGGUGAUGAUUUUACCUCCGCUGGUGGCGGCACGCUGCAGGGUGGCAUUAACACCGGCGCGGUAAACACAGGUGCCAUCGCGGAAGACAGCCACGGCCUGAUGGCCUUUGGCACAAGCAUUGGUACUGUGGAGCUUUGGGAUCCUAGAGCCAAGGGUCGGGCGGGCAUCCUCCUGCCACCAGCACAAACUGGGUCUGAUGAGGCGCGAUCUGAAAUUACGGCAUUGGAGUUUCAACGUUCGGGGUUGACUCUGGGCACCGGUUCCUCGAAUGGUCUCAUUCAUCUUUACGAUCUUCGUUCUCCUGUCCCUCUUCUUAAGAAGGAUCAAGGAUACGGCUUCCCUAUUCACACUCUCAAGUUCCUCCAACCGUCAUCGGCGACCCGUGAGGCGACAUUGGAGCCAAAGAUUAUGUCUGCGGAUAAGCGCAUCAUCAAGAUUUGGGAUCCUCGUGAUGGUAGCCCGUGGACGUCUGUGGAACCAGCUGUGGAUAUCAACUCGGUCGCUUGGUGCAAGGACAGCGGAAUGCUGUUGACUGCUAACGAAGGCCGCCAACAACACUCCUUCUUCAUUCCUCAGCUCGGUCCGGCCCCCAAAUGGUGCUCCUUCUUGGAUAACUUGGUUGAGGAGAUGGCCGAAGACCCCAACGACCCGAAUGCGUUUACCAGCGCGCAAGCCGGUUCUGUCUAUGACAACUACAAGUUCUUGACAGUGCCACAACUUCGCAGUCUCAAUCUAGAGCACCUCAUUGGCCGCACAAACCUCCUACGGCCAUACAUGCACGGUUACUUUGUGGCUCAACGUUUGUAUGAGGAGGCCAGAUUGAUCACUAAUCCGUAUAUCUGGGAAGAGGAGCGUGCGAAGCGAGUCAAGGAGAAGAUUGACAAAGAACGCGAGAGUCGCAUUCGCGGCAAGAAGAAGGCCGCUGUCAAGGUCAACAAGAAGUUGGCCGAGAGGCUGCUUCUUGCCGAGGAGAAGAAUGAGCGUCGGAGAGCCAAGCAAGUCCUGGAGCGUGGUGGCGAUGAAGAGAUGGUCGACGCCGCUGUUACCGAGGCUGGGUCCACUAGCAAGGGUGUUCUUAAAGACUCGCGUUUCAACAAGCUGUUCGAGGAUGAAGAGUUUGCGGUUGAUGAAACUUCCCAUGAGUUCCGUGCUAUCAACCCGAGCACUGUUCCGGAUGUGCCUGCACGUAAAGAACGUGGGCUUACCGCAGUCGAAGAAGAAGCCGUGGACGACGUUCCUGGAUCUAGUGACGAUGAUUCUGAAAGUGAACCCGAGAGACCGGUCGCCAAGAAGUCCGGAAAAAUUUCAUCAGCUGAUUACAAGCGUACCAAGCGUGCUCCUCCUCGCAUGCAAAUCUCAUCCUCAACACGGACCAACUCUGCUCGCGAUCGAUCAUUCGGCUCCCGUGCUCAGAAUAUGAAGUCCAGGCAGCGACCAGCGCGUCAAAGCGGUGUUGUUGGCGAGAAGGAAGUUAGCUUCAUGCCGGCUUCGAAGUCGAGGUCCAAGGUGCCCGAGGUUCAAUACGAUAAGACUGAGUUCCGGUCCAAGGAGCGCCGAAGUGCUUCCGGCAACACUUUCCGCAAGAUGUGA